UAACAGCUGUUUAAAAAUUUUGGGAAAAUAGCGAACCGUGCAUGAGUUUCAUUUCGAAUUGAAUAAUUCGACAAGUAACAAUGAAUAAUCCUUAUGAAAAUUCUUCUCAUCAAAAUCGUGACGGUCAUUUUGAUCGAAUUAAUGAUCCUUAUGGAACGUCUCAAAAUCUUGGAAUGCAACCGAAUGUACAACCACCUGAUCAAUAUCAACAACAGCAACAAUUUAUUCAACAAAGACCUUUGGGUCCUAAAAAUAAUCAAAUGAUUGCAAAAAAUUAUAAUGAUUUUCUUGAACGCCAAGGAGUACCUGCCAUAUCGCCUGAGGAUAUAAAAAUUCUUCGCGAAUGUAGCCGUGAAAGUUUAGUGUAUCGAUGUUUUCCGAUUACAGCUGCCCUUUGUACAGCUUUGAUGUACACUGCACGUACCAGACAAAUUCAGCCACGAUUCUAUCAUUAUCUUGGUACUAUUUUUUUCGGUUAUUUUGCUGGUAAACUUAGCUACCGAUCGGUUUGUGAAGAUAAAUUGAUCAAAUCAAAUUCAAAUUCACCUUUCGUACAAUCGAUUCGAAAACGUAAAGGAAUAUUUGUUGAAGAAUUUGAUCCAAAUAUGCCUCAAGCAUUUGAAUCAUCAUCAGCUCAACCAUCAACUUCAUUUGGAAAACCAUAUGCUGGUAAUAUUGGCAGUAGCACUGGUAUCCGAGAAUUCGAUGAUCAUGAUUCAUCGUUCAAUCGAAGCAAAGAUUCAUACAUUCAUGAUCCAUUUCAUGAUCAAAAAUCAUCGGAUUUUUCAACAGAUAUUGGCGAUGAUAACAGUAGUAGCGGUGGUAAUACCAGUUAUGAAAAUCUACGAGCACGAAAUCGAUCCGCAUUCAAAAAUAUGUGAGAUAAAAAGAUAAUAUCUCAAUGAGAAACGAUGAACGUAAAUCAAGUUAUAGCGUAUCUUUUUUUCUAUGUCGUGUAUAGUUGAAU
Molecule: messenger RNA, 967 nt
Organism: Dermatophagoides pteronyssinus (European house dust mite)
Lineage: Eukaryota; Metazoa; Arthropoda; Arachnida; Sarcoptiformes; Pyroglyphidae
Gene: asrij
Product: OCIA domain-containing protein asrij
Cellular component (GO): endosome
Source: RefSeq, a predicted model, not a curated record